Molecule: messenger RNA, 279 nt
Organism: Malassezia japonica
Lineage: Eukaryota; Fungi; Basidiomycota; Malasseziomycetes; Malasseziales; Malasseziaceae
Gene: RPL43
Product: 60S ribosomal protein L43
Exons: 3
Coding region: 1-279 (92 amino acids)
Biological process (GO): translation
Cellular component (GO): ribosome
Molecular function (GO): structural constituent of ribosome
Source: RefSeq, a predicted model, not a curated record
AUGUCUAAGCGCACGGUCAAGGUUGGAAUCACAGGCAAGUACGGCACGCGCUACGGCUCGUCGCUCCGUCGCCAGAUCAAGAAGAUCGAAGUCUCGCAGCACGGCCGCUACACCUGCUCGUUCUGCGGUAAGGACACCGUGAAGCGCACUGCCGUCGGUAUCUGGAACUGCAACUCCUGCAAGAAGGUCGUUGCCGGUGGCGCCUGGUCGCUUAACACCACCGCCGCUGCUACUGUGCGCAGCACCAUCCGUCGUCUGCGUGAGCUGAGCGAGGCGUAA